AUGCCCACCUCUUCCGCCUUUGAGCGCGAGCGCGCCCGUCUCGAGAAGCUGCGUCCGCUCUCCAGCGCGACCGAUCUCACCGACUUCACCGUGUCGACAACCACCAUGGAGCCCGAUUCGGAUCCGGGCUCGGAUGACUUGGCCGACUUUGAAUCAGAAACUCAGAGUCUGACACCCAGCAUCUGGGACUAUGUCCACCAAUAUGGCAGAACCUAUCACCGAUACAUGGCCGGAGCUUAUCCGUUUCCAAAUGACCGACCCGAGCAAGAUCGGCUAGACAUGCAGCACGCCAUAUUCAAAGCCUUGUUCAACCAACGGAAUUACUAUGCUCCACUUAAGCGGUCCAAGAUGAAGCGAAUGCUGGACAUUGGCUGUGGCACUGGCAAAUGGUGCAUGGAGAUGGCCAAAGAAUUCCCAAAGACGAGAGUCGAAGGCAUCGAUCUCUCUCCCAUACAGCCCGACGUCACCCCUGGCAACGUAGACUUCUUCAUCGACGACAUCCGGCGCAAAGAAUGGUGGCGCUGCACCCAACCCUACGACUACAUCCACACCCGCUUCUCCCUCGGCAUCUUUGAAGACUUUCGCGAAAUCAUCCAAAAGGGGUUCAACAACCUCGACCCCGGCGGAUGGAUGGAGUCGCAAGAAAUCUACCCCAAAGUCUACUGCGACGACAACACCAUGCCGCCCGACUUUGAGCUCCUCGAAUGGACAAAGACGCAAGACAUGGCCGCCAUGCGUCUCGGCAUGCCCCUCCGCAUCGCCAACAAACUGAAGAACUGGUACGAGCAGGCGGGCUUCGUCGAAGUCAAGCAGGAAAUCUUUUGCAUCCCCAUCAACAGCUGGCCACGCGACGCUCGGCAUAAACUGCUCGGCAAGUUUCAGCACUGGAACAUGGUCGCCGGCGUCCACGCCUGGACAGUCGAGUACUUUGUCCGCGCCCUGGGCUGGACGCCCGCCGAGGUCGAGGUGUACCUGGCACACUUGCGAAAAUCAAUUGGAGACAAGUCUGUGCAUGCUUACUACAAGGUUUACGUAGUAUGGGGCCGCAAACCCCUCGCCACCGAACCUCCCAGCCCCGUACCCAAGCCCUCACACUGGCCCAAGGAUCCCACUGAAGACGACGACGAGGCCGACGACGACGACGAUACGUAUACGGUUGUGUAA
This is a messenger RNA of Plenodomus lingam JN3, 1164 nucleotides long. RefSeq lists its product as uncharacterized. The record is from RefSeq and is a predicted model, not a curated record. Lineage: Eukaryota; Fungi; Ascomycota; Dothideomycetes; Pleosporales; Leptosphaeriaceae.